AUGGCUGACGAUCUGAGAAUCGCACUGGGUAAAUCCAAAAUUGACACCAGCCAACAUAGCACACGUUGGCCCUUCUGGGCAGAGGCUGUGGCCGCCUACCAAUCCGGAUGGCGGAUGCCAGAGAAACGUGCCCCCGUCGUCAUCAGCCCCGACGGCCCAGUUUCUACUCCCGAGAAGCUACAGGAGCUGGCUGAGCUACCUUCAGUCCCCGAAGUCGUGGGCACCACUAAGACCACGCUACGCGCUAGAGACUCCGAUGCCGACAGGAGUAAGGACACGGAAAAGGUUCAGAUAUGCGAAGUCAACUGGGAGCAGCUGGACAGAAUCAAUGAGCGUGCGGAAUGCGAAGAAAUUUACGUUUGGUUCGAGGAUGCCCAAAGGGCCGCCGUCGUGAUACUGUCACUCAAGGCACCGGAACACGCAGUAUCAGAGAUCACCGGACCAUCGCCUAACCCGUCUCCUCCCAUCCCCACCAAGGAUGGCGAGGUUCGAGACGGUAGCGGCUAG
Molecule: messenger RNA, 507 nt
Organism: Venustampulla echinocandica
Lineage: Eukaryota; Fungi; Ascomycota; Leotiomycetes; Helotiales; Pleuroascaceae
Exons: 1
Coding region: 1-507 (168 amino acids)
Source: RefSeq, a predicted model, not a curated record